Messenger RNA from Lasiosphaeria miniovina, 366 nucleotides. RefSeq lists its product as uncharacterized. NCBI's taxonomy places the organism in Eukaryota, Fungi, Ascomycota, Sordariomycetes, Sordariales, Lasiosphaeriaceae. The transcript has a single exon. The record is from RefSeq and is a predicted model, not a curated record. The annotation marks the transcript as partial.
AAAAAAACAUACAACACCAGGGAUUCGCUGGUCGUCACCGACCCAACUACUAGUCUGGCCCUUGGUUACUUAUCAAGGGGAGAGCGGACGGGAUCCCGAGUUUUCAGCCAGGUAUGGUCGUAUGUGGGAGUUUGGGUGGUGAUAUCGGUACAAGAAGGCGGCAUUAGUGCCAUCCCUUUCGCCUUUUUGUUAUUGACACUGUGCAGGCCGUUGAACAAGCACUGUACGAACGGCGCCUCUUUACGUGUUUUUCGAGCCGCCGCGAUGGCUACGGUCGGGGUCCCUCAACCGCAGCCCCCACGCCCGAUUCGCCAAAUCCAGGCGUCGUGGCUAGCCUCCCGACCGCCCGGCCCUCCCUAUAACUAA